UGAAAAUCAAUAAUAAAACACCGUCGUACAUACAUAUGCAUAGUGAUAGUUCGUAUGUAUGUACAUAAAUAGAUGCGUGAGCAUUGUAUCCACACUAUAUCAUUUAGUAACAAGUUAUUACCAGUCGGUGUCUGUAUAGGAGAAUUAGCGUAAUGCGUAAUUAACAAAGCCCAAUAAUACCAUUUGAGAAUUUUUGACCACCUACUGCCGUUGAUUUUAUUGUCACAUUUUGUGUACAUACAUACACACUAAUUUUUUCAGAAAAUUUGUCCUCAUCUGGCCAGAGCUUGUCAGGCCCAAGCAGUUGUUAAAAAUUUUCAACCUUCGUUGAAUGGCAGCAAUCUUUUAGAAAAGGAGUUGGUAGCACAUUUUUUAUGAGCCGAUCUACCUUGUAAAACCUUUUCGAAUUUGAAUAUAGUAGGGCAUAAUUAUUUAUGGAGUUAUGUAAUUAUUGCUUAACAUCUUCAUUGAUCAAACGAAAGUCAGAUUUGAGGUCAAUUUGGCAUACGCUUAGAACACUCGAGUUUCGAUUUAUAUACAUUAAACACCUAUUUAUUAUUUCCUAUUCUGACAUUGUAAUCAAAAAAUAAGAUUUAGAUAAGAAGGGUUGAAAAAUGGGAAAGUUGACGGCUUAGUGGUGAUGUAAAGGAUGGAAAUAAAAUUCCUGGAAAUUUUUCUUUAGUUUUGUGCCGAGGAAAAAUCUGAUAAUUGAACGUAUUGCCAUGCGUGGUUAUUUAUAAUCAGACGUUUACUUUUUACUAGGCCUUCAUUCAUUGCUAUGCAUGGUUAAUAAUGCAACCGUUUUCACACUAAACGAUCAAACAUUAACUUUCAACGUUACGGGUUCACUUACUCUUAAGCAACUCUUACAAAAGUAAUAACUAAACAAUCCCACGUUAGAGACGAAAUUUAGCAAACUGCGAUAAAUUAAUAAUUACAUUGUGUGCCGCUUAAAUUGCUUAAAAUGUGUGUCAUCUUCAUCAAUUAGUUUAAAAACAAAUUGUUGCAAUAUUGCGUGAAUAGCUAAGAGGCGAUUUUCUUUCCACAGAUACAUAUCAAAUUAAAUUUGCUUACGCACACUAAUUGUUUGCAAAUAUACUUAUACAAACCUACAAACUCAACAAAUACGGAAUCCACAUGGAUCUAAACCCAGAAAAUAAGUGGGAAUGUCAAAACUGCUCAAAAAUGUUUGAAACCAACCGCAGGCUGACCAGACACAUGGUCACGCACGACCCCGAUGCCAAGGUCAAAUGUGAGGUUUGCGACAUAAUUGUGAAAAACAGAACCACCUUAUCUUCCCACAUGUGGAGAUUACACAGCAACCGGAAGCGACCAAGUUGUGGCACUUGUCAUCGGCCUUUUCCUACGUUUGCCUCCUUACGGCGACAUACUGACGCCAUCCACAACGCAGAGGAGCGACCUCGUUUCCCAUGUACGUUUCCCGGCUGUGGAAAAACCUACCUGCAUAAGGGUGGCGUUUCGCAACACGUGAAAGCUGAACACACCGAGAAUCCGGUGCGAUUUCGGUGCACACUUUGCGGAAAGGAGUUCAAAGUGAGGUCUAAACUUGCGCAACACAUUCGCACCCACACGACUGAGAAGCCGUACAAUUGUGCCACUUGUGGGAGGGGUUUAGCCAAGAUAGAAGCCAGGAAACGUCACCAAAUGACGCAUUUGGAAAAAUCUGCCCGAGACGUGUCAAAGUGUCACAUCUGUCCUCAGACCUUCAUAAGUUGGAGCGGAUUACAGUACCACAUUCGAUUUACGCAUGAAAAUUUGAGGGAUUAUCUGUGCCCAGUUUGUGACAAGAGAUUCUGCCACGCAUCAACCUUGAAACGUCACGUGGAGGAGAUUCAUAACACGGGGAAGAUCCAUUUCUGCGACAAAUGCGAGUACAAGAGCUAUUCAAAAGCCAAUUUGGCUAGUCACAGAAUGCGACACAAUGCAGCGAAGUAUGGAUGUUACUUCUGUGGGAAAAAAUUCUUCACCUUUUCCUAAUUGUUGCAACAUAGUCGAGUCCAUACCUUAGAAAACUGGAAAAACGUAUGUAUCUA
Messenger RNA from Folsomia candida, 2054 nucleotides. Its product is annotated as zinc finger protein 480-like. The record is from RefSeq and is a predicted model, not a curated record. The transcript has 3 exons. Gene Ontology annotation, molecular function: DNA-binding transcription factor activity, RNA polymerase II-specific; sequence-specific DNA binding. Bases 1138 to 1998 code for a protein of 286 amino acids. NCBI's taxonomy places the organism in Eukaryota, Metazoa, Arthropoda, Collembola, Entomobryomorpha, Isotomidae. Gene Ontology annotation, cellular component: nucleus. Gene Ontology annotation, biological process: regulation of transcription by RNA polymerase II.